This is a messenger RNA of Porites lobata, 26651 nucleotides long. The record is from the annotation of a GenBank genome assembly. NCBI's taxonomy places the organism in Eukaryota, Metazoa, Cnidaria, Anthozoa, Scleractinia, Poritidae.
AUGUCUUCUAUUGCAGGUUCUUCCAUCCCUCCUACGGAUCCUGUCAUGUCUUCCUUGCCGACUGUGGGCUAUCUGCACGGUCUAACAGUCGGUGGAACCUUUGAUGAACACACUGCUGGUCCACCAAGUAGUGAACAACAGCCGAUGUUGCAGCCUCCUGUCUGUUAUACUCCUCCAGACAGCGUUACAAGUGCAACUACACCAUCUCCAAGUGGAGCCCAAACUGAUGCAAAUACGAGCAGCCACCAGGAGAACAACUUCGAUUGUACUUCUCUCUUCGUUCAAAGUCCAGACCCUCCGACUAGGUUUAUGGCAUCGCCGUCCCAGACCCCUCUGUGGGACAGAGUGAAUUCCCUAAGCCCCAGUGCCAAUGUUCCUGCGCAGAGCACAGCCUCAAGGUUUGCGUCGCAGCGUCCUAAGGUCAUCUCUGCCCGGUGCAGUCAAGGUCAAGCGAGUAUAGAGAUCCUUAAUCCAAAGGAUGAAUACGACAAGAUACAGAAAAAGCACGGACCCAGGGGAAAAUAUUCAGAACAGAGGAUACAAAAUGGAAUGGUAAGGGCUGACUAUUCCUUAGUAAGUAAGCAAAGCCACAAAAUGGGGCUUUUGAUACAUAAGUCAAUCAAAACCUGGCAAGCCCUUGAAAAGAAUUAAGAUUGGAUCACGCGAACGUCACAGCGCAGCAUCAGUAUUAUGAGUCAAGAGAGAAAAGACCGUGAUCUUUCCUAAUCAGCUUGAUAGGCGACGUCAUCGAUAUUCGAUUAGGCUCCAAACUAGAGAGGAACGAGUUUAGUUGAUGUUGUUGCUGUUUUCUUGUAUUUUUAAAGGUUGAAAUGAGAAUAAAAACCUGUCUGCAGUUAAUACACCUGGAGGUGUACGUGCAGCGUGAGCUCGAGGCAGAGAAAAAGCUUACACAGAAAGAUCCCAGCGCAUACGGAGUGGGACCAACAAGACUUUCCAAGCUACAGACUACGCAAGUAUCCAGUGAGUUUAUUCACCGCUGGUUUUCUAUCAGUUUUCGGUUACAUUUUUCUGUUGAGAUUUAUCCCAAGGGAGGUACUCCCUUAUUUGGCCUAAGAGGGUAUGUGUCGUUGAACAGGGUAUGGCUUUCAGGGUGACUUGAGUCUAAACAGGGUCAGGAGCCACGGGCUUCUAAAAGGGUAUAAAAUUGCACUUUAAAGGUCAUUAAGCGUCUUGAACAGGUUGUCUGUUUGAACAAAAAAGAGCUCCAUUUCCGCUAAAUCAUGUCAUCUCUUACAAACGAUAGUGGCGUGUGUGGCCGGAUUCGGAGGUGCGGGGUUUAAGCCUUGCCCAUCCCGUUGUUUCCGUAGACAAGGAACUUUACUCCACUUUGUCUCUCUUCACCUAGGUUUAUAAAUGGGUACCGGCGACAUACUGCUGGGGGGUAACCCUGCGAUGGACUAGCAUCCUGUCCAGGGGGGAGUAGCAAUACUCUAAGGUCUUCAUGCUAAUGAAACCGGAAUAAGCUCCGGCCGUUUGGGCCUUUAGCUCGGGUGCGCCUUUACCUUUACUUUUACCUUACAAACGAUCGGGAUAAUUCAUGUCCAACUAUUUAUAUCAGUUUCUGGCUCAUUAAAAUGGCGAGCUGUUGGACUGAUCUUCAGAAACUGUUUGAGAAUACCAUAUUUGAACGUUGAAGAUCUUAAUAUAGGGACUAAAACCUCAUGAUUCUCCUUUGGAUGUGUCGUAAUGGCUACCUGUAAACAGUGUAUGUAAACUAUGUGUAUGCAUGUUAAAGUUAUCAGUAACUUAAAAUUAUCUUUUAGGGAGCGAUUUAACACUGGAACUCUUCACGUACAUUUGCAAGUUCGAUCUGGACUGCGUGUACAAGACGCCAGACAACAAAGAAGUCUACAAGCUAGAGAAAUCCAAAGGCACGGAGUAUAAUCGAUUCCAACUCAAGGUUUACCUUCAGUUUGCCGGUGGAUCUUUCGUGGUUCUGUACCCAUAUGAAUUUGUUCUCAAGAGUAGCAAGACGGGGAGAAGUGAGUAAAAAGUGUUAGAAUGACGAAAUCAAUACGUUAAUUAUAUCAUGUUAUGAUUCUGAAUUCACGAGUACCCCAAUUCAUGCACCUUAGGCUAAGGAAACUAUACUACCACGGGUGUUGUUUACUAACGUUUGAAUGCUUUGCCUCCUUCUUUUUGAAAGCAGCGACCACACCCAACCCAAGUACCUCUGCAUCUCGCCCUUUAUCAGCAGGACCGUCACAGCAAGCUCCAUCAGGUAUUAAAUCACAUCAGUGAAAAUAUUGAUUUGUUGAGAAAAAAAUAUCAAGAAAUCUAAGUAAAGGUGUCUUUUAAGAGGGAAGGUAUAGGAGUCCUGGACAAUUGCAGUUAGCUAUAAGAGAAUACAAAUCCCGCAAGAGCAAGACGAGUGGCUCUUUUAAGUAGAAGGGAGGACUCGGUUCUACACAAAAAAGGUAUAGCACCGACCUUGAGUCAGUGUCCACGAGAUUUUCCUAGUUAGCGUAGUGGUUGUAGGUAUAAGAGGCGAGGCGAACGACCCGAGUAAAAGUUCGUCGCCUUUACUUUCCAGAUUUAUCUUUUGCACGAGUUCUCGAUUUUUACGUUUAACCGUAACUGUCAUUUAGAAGGGCGAUGGUCUUCAAGAAAGGGAGGUCACUAAUAAGAUUAUGAACGGGACUGAACCAAAGGUACUGCUUUCGAGGCUAGACACUCACUUGUGGCAGAACUUAGAAAUGGUAGUCCAGUCUCUGGCAAGGGAAUUGUAAAAACAGCGAUCAUUCGUCAAAAUAGUAUAUCCUGCUAAAUACAGUGAAACUGAGAUGAAGCCCAAUUUUUUUUCUCAAAAUUCAAUGGAGGAUGUCUCUCUGAGAAAUUCACGACUACUACGCAGAACGAUAAGCCACCUUCCCUACGCCCGGCGUUGAUUUUUUAUAACAGCUUUUAAUUAAUUAUGCAGUUUUUUUUCUAGCACAGGUUAGAGUUACUUAAGCUUCACUGAAAAACAGACCUCAAGAUUUACCUUGAAUAAGCGCCCAAAAUUUUGUCUUUUGCUUCUCCAAACGGUGGUUGCCGAUUCACCUUCAUACAUCUCAGAUGGGAGAAAACAGACAGGCAAACCAACAAACAAAAACAGGCGCGGAUCUAGGAAAAAUACUGACCGAUUUCCUAGACGAGGGUCGAAGUCGCAAGCUUCUAGGGGGGUCCGGGGCAAGCUCCGCCUUGAAAUAUUUUGGAUUUCUAAAUCAUUCAGCCAGUCAUUAGCCAUUGGCCAGUUCCCUUGUCCAUGGAUGAAGCCUUGCAAAUCGGCGGAUUAUUUCAUCUCUCGAUUUCAACUUGGAAAGUUUUUUGUUGUUAUUAAAAAUAUAUUUAUCAUGACAAAUCUGACCGAUUUCCGUCGAACGGUUUUAAAAAGCUUGGUAUUUCUUUCUCAAGGAUACAGCGCCACAGUUCCUUUUCACACUUAGUAAUUCAUCUGUCGUUCGUUAAUUCUCUCUAGAUACUCUCUACUCCAGACUAAUGUGCCAACAGCUUGAAGCUGAGUUUGCAAAGAUCAAAACUGUCGAAUGUGAGCAGAUACGGACGAAAAACCACGACAUUGCUUACUACAUCAAGAGAAAACAUGACGAAAGCCAGUUUGAGGAAGGAGAUGUUGUAGGGUUCUUUGUCAGCGCCACGGGAGAAACUGUCAUCGAUCUUUUGACAAGUGAAAACGCAAGUGACGCGAGAUUGGCUGGUGUCAUCAGUCGAUCUGCUUAUUUGGUAGGACACACGGAACGGGAUGACAUUGAAAGAAAUGGUAUGGAUAUUGCGAUUCUUUGUUUAAUGAUUUAGUUAUGCUAGAACUGGGAGUGCAAACCUCGCUCUUCAGAUAGACGUGGAGGAGGAGUCAUUAGAAAGUGUAACAUGCAAAAUGCUUUGUCAAGAUUUUAACCCUGGGUAGCGUUGAUUAUUUACUGGCCAAUUCUACCAACUGGAGGGAAAAUACCCACGACGGGAUUAGCCUAGUCGUUAGAGCAAAGCGGGAGGUCUCAGGAUCGGUUCCUGAGGCCGGAUCAAUACUCAUGGUCUUACAAAAACUUAGAAAUUAAGACACUGCCUUUGCCCUGCAAACGGCUUGACAUUCACGUGGCUCGGAUGAACACGUAAAAUGGCAGUCCCGUCUCCAGUAUGAGACGUAAACUAUAGUGUCCACAAUUAGUGCUUUCGUGCUAAAUACAUUGACACUCAAAUAAAGUGCGUAUUUUUAUAUCCAUCUGAGGUAUCUUGUUUUGCCUCUUAGAUGCUGAUCUUGUGUGUAUUAUUGGUGAGAUCGAGGUCAAAGUCGUUGGCAAAGUCAGAACUGGCGAAUGUAUUUACACCUGUCCCACUGACAAAUUCCCAGGCACGGCAACUACUGAGCGACAUCGCGGUAACUACCUUAUUUAUGGUCUAUUGUUUCGUCUUACUAUUGUUGUCAAUGUCACAAAUGCGCAACUCCGAGAAAAGUCGAGUAAGAUAGAAGAUGAUUAAAUUGGUGGGAUCGUCACGGUUCUCGUUGAUAUUUCUUGUACAGUAUCAAAAGAGGGCACACUUCCUGUCUUUUGGAUGUUGCACCCCGUUACUGUUAGUGCUCACUUUGACUUAUCUACCACAACCCACCAGAGAAUUCCAAUUAGGGAGCUAAAGCAAAGACGACGGCGACGGCAACGAAAACGACGAAAAUGGGUUCUCAAACUACAGAUUACCUAGCCUGCGAGCAAACUCUCCUGGGCGCUCUGGCGGCGGGGGGGUGGGGGGAUGAAGGAGAGCUUGCUACUACGUCUCUUGGAAUUUUGAAUUCCACCUCCAGUUCCCCCGUGGCUCUCCCUCGACUGAACUGUCAGAUUUCCACCAAUCAGCGCUAAGCGAAAACGAGCGCGAAUGUAAACAAACAUUGAAAAAUACGUGCCAAGGGUAAUGACGUCAUUGCUAAUGUCAUCUUCGCCAAUCAGUAUUUCGCAUCGAUUUUUUCGAUGCAGAUAUUCAAAUUAUGGAGACGUAGUUGCAAGCUCUCCUUCCUUUUCCCGCCCCGCCGCUAGAGCGCCCUAGAGAGCUUGCUCGCAGGAUACCGAGUACCAGGCUAUGUUAUCUGGAUUUUAAAUUCAAUAAACAACAAAAAUUUGCAACGCCUUGCAACACAAACAGUUCCAAAGUAAGGAUUACACAACUCUCCGACAGCUCUGAACAAAGGGAGUCAGUAGCCUGUGUAGCAGGCGCUUGGAAGUAGUGGGCGCCAGAGAGAACGAGCGCGCGAGAGGAAGACAAGCGAGGGGACGCCUAAUUUGUUCCUUAACCAAAAUUUCAACGUCCAAGCACUUGAUCUCAAAUCUUGAGCACUCGACAGGAAUUGUGACAAAUGGGUAGCAAAUGUUUUUUAGUUUUUGAAAAUCAUUUUUUAGGAACCAAAAAUAUGCUACAUACCUGAAAAUGUUAACGUAGUAGAGGCGACUACUUACUCGGCGCCUUCGCAGAAAACCCUUUUCUCAACUUUUCAACAGAAUUUCUCUCUCCAAUGACAACCGAAGCUAUUACCUAUUCGCUUAUUGUAUUUAGUCACUCUUUGCCUUUCAUUUUGCACGGUUUCAUUGAAUAUAACUGUGGACUAAAUCUGCUAAGCCUCAAAUAAGAGUAGUUGAGAUUCCUAGACGUCGGUACCAAAAGCCAUGACGUCAUUGAAUAUCCAGAAAUGGCUAUGGCCUAGACUGCUUGACUCGGGUGGAUCUGCCAGCUAAGCCUUCUGAACAAUUUUCAGAGCAAAAUUCUUAGAAUACUGAGAAUAACUAACGAAAAGGUAUUGCUGAUUUAUGUGGUGGUGUUGCUAGGAAACUACCGACAGACUCUGCUUGGUUAUUCACUGGGUGAGUCGUCCAGCACUGGAGUAUCCAAGGUCGACUGCCUGGUAUCCCUGGUACUGAGUGUCAGUGCUAAGGACAGGUUACGAGAGUUGGAUCAUCUAAAACUGUGUAUCGACCAAGUAAGGGAAAGUAUGGAGAUGCAUAUCGAUAAUGUCGGUCACAGGAUCGCAAGUAUGCAGCGAGGCUGGACGGGUAUGUAACGGCGAAAACGCCAGUCAUUACUGUAACUUAGGGACUUUAAGAUCCAACGACGCGACGGCAACGAGAAUGUCGCCUAAAAAGUGAAUUUGCGUUCUUUUAGUCUUUACAGCGAUUAUUCCUACCCACUUACUUUGUUAAAUGUAGGCGAACCCUCCUGAAGCUGAAUUUCAAGUUAUCAUAUUCAAGCUCAGGAAGAGAAAUAAAAUUUCGUUGUUGCUUGUUUACGUCCUCCUUAAAACGCAAAAUUAGACAUUUUCACGUCGAAGUUGUGCAAACUAAAAACAGGAAAGAAAUGUACAAAAAAAGCGUUUUUCCUAGUAAUACAUUUCUUUGACGUCUAGUGCACGACUACGGCGACGAGCUGCAGCAAUUAUUUUAUAUACUCCUUGCAUAUACCUGGCGUAAAGCUAUUCAUCUUUUUAGACUCAAUAAUAUUUUGUUAUCUAAAGCGAACAGCUUGGAUUACUGGCAAUUUUACCUUAUUGGAAUGAAGUAGAUACUGAAAUCCACGUAAUAAGAAAAUCAUCUAGAAAUCAUGCAGAAGCGUCUUUAAGUAGCUCAGGCCACUAAUAAUCAGUCCGUUUUUCAAAUAGUUCUAAAUGCUUUUUCUCUGUUUUUCUUUUUGCAGUUUAGCAACCUCUUUGUUCUUUUGAUGAGUUUGAUAUCAUGUAUUGCUCGUAUUUUUCAUUUUUUUCAGGUUUAUGGAAGAAAUUGUUGGGUAUUCUCCUAUUUCUUGUAGCAGUGUCGCUUGUUUGUGGAUUGAUGCUACCACCAAAUUCUCCCUACGUUAAAAAGAAGUGCAGAGAAGGAAGCAUCGGAAGCAACCAUUACUUUACUUUCAAGUAUUAUCCUGAUGAUGGCUCAGAAGUAAGACAUCAUUGGCUAACUUAGAAACUAAAAGGGAACUGGAACCGAAAUGCGCCCCUCAAUUAUUUCUGGGAUAGUUACUGGGGACGCGCCGGUCAGCUAUUGGCCACUUUUUUUCAUGCCUGUCCCUAUAAACAGUCCCAGAAGUCCUUGCGACAGUCAUCUCAGCCUUGUUUCCUUGACGUUUCUAAAGAGGUGAAUUCUGUGUAGAAAAAUGGCCAGUCGUAUGCAGUACCCAGAUCCAACUCUGUCUCUUUUUCCUUGCCAUUAAUUAAAGUCACAGAUUUCAAAGCUAUUUUCUUGGUCAGGAGUUAGUUGUGUUUGCUACCGGAAUAUGAACUGGCUACUUUUUUUUUUCUCGUCGCCUUUUUCUAGAAAUUCUCUGAAAAUCUUCAGAUCAUUCGACAUUUCCUUUUCGUUAUUAAAGAAUGCAUCACCCCCUAGUCGGUUACCACAAAGAAUCUUCCUUCCGCCGCAGUUAUUCCGAACCACAAACGAAUAAAGUUCAAAUAACGGAGAUUAAAAGGAGGAAAUCGUGAAGUCCGGCGCUGCUCGAUAUGAUCACUCGCGUUACAUAACCUAAAAUGCGCAGCUCGGUUCCCGAAUGUAGUGGCUGCAUCGAUUCUACGAGUCGGUGUUUUAGUUCUCAUGAAAACAAUCCCGUCCAUUAUGGGCUCCUGGCAUGGAAUAAUAGUAUUGUCAUAUGUCAUCUUUUUUGUUUUGAGUGAAAUGUUUUCUUAUUUUGUAUUUUUAAAGGAAGGGAUACCAGUGAGGGGGUUGGAGUUCAGGUGGAAAGUACUUAAAAAGAAGUUAAAUUUGGACUUCGACGAAAUACAGCCUAAUCAAACCGAAUAUGAUUCUAAAGGUAAUUACUUUCAGAAAAAAAUAAGAAUAUAAUUCCACACAGUAUGACAUGAAUCCCGGGAGUUCUUGCGUAAUCGCUGUCCGCACAGCCAAGGGUAUAUAUUCAGCCGAUGCAUUAGCCUGUUCUGGGCAUUAAGAUGAACAAUAAUAAUAAUAAUAAUCUUUAUUUCUUAAGAUAAAAUCACAUAUCCUAAGUUACAAUAUAAACUCAAAAAACUAUUUACAUAUCAGAUCUAAAAAUUAUUUUGUUACUAAAAACGUUCUUAAACCUGUCAGUGUAGAUUCUUGGGACAGAGACUGACGUAUUUCUAAGAUUGUACCUCAUGUUCUUUUCCUUAGGUAAAAACUGGAAGAACGGGCAUUCGGGGUCAUUCGAUCUUUUUUUGUAGAGUGUCUUGUCCGCCUUCUCUAGCAAUCCCUGAUAUUUACAUUCUUGGACAUAAACUUUCUUUUCAUACACCGGUCUAAAAAAUUCUGUAUUACAGAAAGGUCGGAAUCUGAGGCACCAUAAACCGGCAGAGCGUAAGAAAAAUUUGGUAAAACUAUUGCGUUAAAAAGGUGAUCUACUUCCUCCUGGGACAUUCCUUCCUUACGUAAAGAUCCCAAUGGUGGAGUACGGCGCCAAGUCAGUGAGCGGAGAAAAAAUAAGGAGGAAGAGAGGGAGAAGGAGAGAGGAGGAGACUCCCUACCCACUCCCCCUCGCAGUUUUCCUUCCCAAAUCUCUUUGCGCGGUGCACAAAAUCUGAACCCCUGGAACAGGGCACUGAUGCAUAAAUGGUGGAAAGUGAUAUCCGCCCACAACUUGGGUAGGAAUCAAUCCUGGUAUUUCUGAAAACUGAUAAGAGUAAAAAAGGCUUUGCUCAGUGGAAAACGUUUCAGCAGUCACAAGAGCGUAGAAAUGUUUCAGCCCUUUUCUCCGAAUUUUAAUCCAUUGGUAUAAUAUUCAAAGCUGUCUAAUUUCCCACUUCUUUAAUUCUGUUAAUGUACUUCUCAACUAGUUUAAGUUUUUUCUGUUAAGGUGAAUGACAACUAAUAGCAGAGCAUGUAGUUCUUCUGUCGUUAAGCAAACUGAAACACAAAUCUUGUCUUUGUCAAGACUUAAAAGCCUGCGACUGACUUACGAGGUUUGCGUUAAAAUGACAUGGCCGGAUUAUACUUUUCGUUUCGCCUUGUCUGCCGAAAUUUAUUUACAGAGAAAAACUGAAAUAGAGCUUGAUUGCUGAAAAUAAAACUGUAAAAUAAACUAACAAUUCAAGUGCUGUUAUUAUUUUGUUGUUUCAGGUUUUAGAUACUAUAUGAACCAGAAACGCUGUGAAACUGGGGGAAUACGAUCUAUCGCGUCAUGGUUAGAUCCCACGCCAACAGUACCGCAUGUUAACGUACUUGCGGUAGACAAAAACUGCACAAAGGUUUUUUACCACAACAAAAAGAGCGGGAGCUGGUCCAAAUAUAAGAAGAAUACGGUGGGAGAGCUUGAAUGCUACCCGCCGCAUUGAAACUUCAGCCGUUUCCUCAGAAUGGUUUCACCAGCUCAAACGUCUCUGAACUUUAUUCUUUUUCAUUUGGUCUGUGUAUUUCAUUUACAUACCACUAGUGAAAUGAAAACAAGUACUAGGUGCCUUAACUUUGUUUUUGCAAUGUUCUCUCCCUUGACUGCGGUCAAAAAGUGCGAAGGCUAUCUUUUCUCACCAAGUGAAAUCAGUAAAAACAGGAGCCUAUGAUGGGUUCCUGGUAAAAAUAUUGUUGUUGAAGAAAUGGCUAGCCUUGAUUAUUCUGCGCGGCACUAAAUUUAUGUUGAAGGUUGAUUUUGCAGAUGGGUAAUUUUUAGCCAAUUGUUUUUUCAAUUGGCUCCGUGUCGACCACGAGGUAAAUUUUGGCCAAGGAAAUAUGACCUGUUAUUUGGCGGACUAGAGAAAAAUAGAGAAAAUCAUUUGUAUUUGACGAAACUGGAUCAUCCAGCUGAAGGCAUCUAGGUUUGCAAACCUGGGAAUAAGUAUUUGUAUAUACGAUGUCACUCGUGUAAAAAGUUCAUAUAAAAGGGGGUUAGCAAGUUCCUGAUUUUGAAAAUCAGCCACUAUGUAAUAAACUAGUAGUAAUCUCAGAUAAGGAAGUGCUUUCGAACCUUUUUCGGUUUACUGUCAAAUGUGACAUUAUUUCCUAAUAAAAUAAUGUGAUACGGACAGUGUGAGGUUUUGAUGAACUACAAUGGGUUACGCGCAAUUGCGUAGAAGAACGAUUACUCGAUUCUUUUGGUUGGAGACAAUAAAAGGUCGGCUUACUGCUGUAAAUAUGACAACAGCGACAGCUCAAACAUUUGUACAGCGACGAAAUGCAGUGAACUGCAGACAGAGACAAGUUUCGUCCAGGGAACUCAACGCCGAAGAUGUCGUUUCUACGCGUCUUAGCCUGAGUGAUGCAAAACGUUCUGAGGCUUUGACAAAAAGUUGCCACGAAUCCUUCAAAAACAUUGUACACGACAACUUACCAGCCGUAACCGAAAUCAAAAGAGAAGCAGCCUAGAUCAUCGUUGAUUUUGCCUUUGGCAAUGAAUUCGAGCGAGCGCAGUACGUCAUAGCUUGGCGAUGACACAUGUAUGACAUUAUAAAUUCAAUAUUGCGACGAAAACGGCACAAAUAUGUGACCAACCAAAGGAAUGUGAAGAAUCUGGCAGAAAGUGCCUCUACAUGAUCGGUAGCCGCGCUACGAAAUUGGUAACCGCGCCUUGAAGAAUAGGUAGGCUAAGCGUUCUUCGAACGCAAAAAGGUCACGUUUGUACCAUUCAGUGAAACCAUGCAAAACUUGGUCUGUUAUACUUCUGUUCAUUAUCCUACGGAAUAUGUUCCUUGUUUUACCAACCUAACCCAGCGCUCACUCAGCAGGGUUCUAUCUAGGAUUUAUCAUUUGGGAGAGAAGUCCCGAGUGGCCGAAGGACAGGAGCUUCCUAGUGGGUCCGGAAAUUUUUUUUAGAUGAAUAUGCGCUGAGAUGCAAUCUGGUGCAUUUUGAGACACAAUUCUGAGAAAUGUUACAGUGUGUGCACUGACCUCGUCGCGUCGCGAUGAUUUUUCCGAUAUAGUUAACUUAUAUACUGUAAGGAUAACAAUAUUUUUGGGGGGAAGCUGGGCAUUUUUUUGAUGGGGAAAGCUUUUACCGCUCAAAUACCCUAGAUAGAACCCUGCUCAGUUCCCCUGACAGGGGCACCCAAUGGAUCUGUUCCUCAAAAUAUCUGUUCUUCAGGCAAAUUUUUGCUGUUUGGGAGAUUUGGACAAAAUAAUAUGUCCUUGGAAAUUGGAAAAUUGUGGGUGUCUGAGGUGAUUUGAUGUGUAGAAUAGCUGCUGUGCGCUAUCUGUCAGAAACCUCUUAGCCCUUCCCCCCACCCCCCACUGAAGAGAUGAAUGUAGCCCUUAGGCCACACUCAAUUCCCAUCAAACCCCUCCCCACCCCCACUGAAGAGCUGAAUUUGAAUUUUGAACGUCUGCUGGGAAACUUCCCAGUAAGUCAGGUUGAAGGUUGAAGGUGCACCUUGCUGGCUGGGAGCCUCUUCAUCAGUCUUGCUCGGAGUGAGGAACAGAUAAAAUUUUCCCAGCAAUGUCUCAAAAUGUUUAAAAUAGCUUCAGACAUCUUUAUUCAUGCUUUUUUGUUGUUUUUAGGUCUUUUUCUCAAAAUUUUCCGUUGGGUGUCAUUGUCCUGAGGUCGGAAGCGGGUGGGGAGGGAGACCUUGUGAACAACGUCGUGGGGGGGGGGGGGAUCUGGAAAAUGUUUUCUCUGACGACGAGCCCUGUUUUGGUCGAAAACUAGUGGGAAGCAUUCCCCAAGGUUUCUUAAUAGGUCUACCACUGUCAAAUCGCCUCUAUAACAGUAAAGAAACUAAGGAAUACAAAUUUUAUAUCAUCAAGGCAUGUUAAGAGGGAAAAUACCUCACUUCCGGUUGACGUGCGUCGCUCAAAAACGUCGCUGCUUAAGCUCCCUAUUACUGGUCAAGUCAAAUUUUGUUGGCCAAAUGUGCCAACGAUACGUACACUUAGUAGACUUUCAAAAAGUUUAGUAAAUUUACAGCAUACUCAGGAAACAACAGUAGCUACAAUUGUAGCCUUGAAACUGAACCCGACUUCACUUUGUGGCCUCGCUGUGAACUACGUGACCAGAUCCUGUCACUCGCUAACUUUGAGGGUCAAUAAAGAUAAGUUUCGAAGAUAUGUUUUUCGCAGUUUUCUUUGAAAUUAAUUUUACCUAUUUUUAUUAUUAUACCGGCUUUGUAGAUUUACAAAAUGAAUUUUGGUAUUUUCACGAAUUUAAAAUUUCUUGGAGGGUUCAUUUUUUCAUUUUAGAAAACUAAUGCGGUGAGUGCCAUUAACAAUCCAAAUGAAACUUCUAGAUCAUAGAGUCGGUGCAUGUGUGGAAUAGACAAAUAACCAAUACACAGAUUUUGUUGUUUUUAUCACAGACAUAAGCAAAUUCUUGGGCGACAUUUACUAAGGCAUAGACCAUCGAUUGAAGUUAUUUUAUGGCGUCUCCAAAUAACGAAGUGAUGAUGUUAUAGGCUAAACAAGAGUAUAGUUCUGGUAAAACACGUCUACGAUGGACAGUGGAAAAAAGCUAUGACAAUUAAAUAAUAUAUUCACGCUGUUGUGUUAUUUGAAAUAUAAAAGAAUAACUAAGUUUUAAGUAUUGCAGUGUGUUUUCGAGUAUAUAGUAUUGUUAAAUCAUUAUUGUCUUCCAUAAUGUGUUUUUUUAGAUACCACUUAAAUUUAUUAUCGUUAUUUUCCCUAAAGAAGAUUAAGAAAAACAUAAUAAAAAAAAGCUACGCCCACGUGCACGCCACCUCUAAGGAAGCAAACGUGUUUUAAAAAUUCAUCUGAUGGACACACUUUUAACAAUGUUCAUCGCUACAGGUAGGCAGUAUUUUAGUCUUGCAAAAUUUAUAAAUCCGCCAUUUAGGCUCACGGUAGAACUCACGGAAUAAUCGCGUGAUUGUCUAUCCACCUAAAUGUUUUGGCGGAAAAGGAAGUAGAAGUACGAACUAGUUAUCACGGUUAACAAGAAGCGGGCUUCGUGGUCAUUUCUGCCAUAAAGGUUUUCAUAAGAAUCAAACAUCACGAAUGAAAAGGUACUAAAUACAGCGUUUAUUUUGUAGGGGUGGCGAAUGGUACCUCGAAAAACGUGGGUCUCGGAAAUUUGGCAGGAUCUCGAAAUCUGGGAAGCGUUUUUACAAGUCUCGAAAUCUUGUUUUUGCAUGGUUUGUUUUUACUUUUUUUGAGUCUCGAAACCUUUUACCAAAGAGUCUCGGGGUCGGAUUUCUAACUAGGAUCUCGGCGCCUCGGCGAGUCUCGGAUUUUACCAUUCGCCACCCCUCUUUGUCAUCUCUUGUACCAUCAUCAUACUGACGGAUUCAAGUUCCCUAAUUUAGAAGAUACUCUUUCCUAUUGUUAAAACGAGUGCUGCUAAAGUUUAUGAAAUCCUGUGCAGUAUGUUCUUAAUUCUUGAACACUGUUCUCUUAAAGUUUCAAUUUCAUAUGUUGCCGGCAAAAGGAUUAAGUCAUGAUAUAAAGACAUUCUUUUGCACUUUAUGUUCGGUUUUUAGUUGCGAUUUAUCGGAAAAAAGGUUACAACGGCAAAGAACUUAUUAUAAAAAGUUAAGUUAAACAGAAAAGCUUUUAGCCCAGGAUAAUGAACAUUCUCCAACGUUUAAAAAUACAGUUUGACAACAUUCUUGUUUCUUAGAUAGAUUAUCUUAAUAUAUUUAUAGAGUGAAGUGUGGAAGAAGGAAGACUGUAGUCUUUUGUUCAACUCACAGAACCGUGACCUGUGCCUAACGUUUGUUCACACCAAUUUCAAGACCUGAGUCAUUUGUUUUGAAAUUUCAAAACCAUAUAAUAUUUCUACAUCUCCUAAAGUUUAUUUAAAGUCUCCCACAAGUCCUUUGUCUGACUGAGACCUUGGAGUGAAAAUCAUUUUUUUAGGCUUACCAAUCCAACAGGGACACAGGCUUUCUUUUGUUGUGUAAGCGUACGCUUUAAUGUAACUCAACAUGAUGUCGUUUUGGACUUUUCUGUUAGUAUUUAAUUUACGUCACGAUCGUUGGUUCAAGGUAAGUACGAUGUAACUUCGUUGUAACUCUCACUCGGCUCGUGUUAUGCCCGGACCGCAAUUGUUGUAUUUUCUCACGCAAACAUUCACUAGCGAUGGAUGGAUUUAACUGCAAUAACUGCAAUCAUUCCCUGUAUCUGUACAGAGAGGAACGUUUACCCUGUUGUCUCUACAGUGCUGUUGAUUGCCGGAAACAAUUUAGCUUGAGGCUAGACCCUCAAUUUUCAAUUUAUUUCAAAGAAACGCAUUUAAAAAGAACGCUUUGACGGCAAACCGGGUAAAACUGUGACAUAAAAAUGAUUCAUUGACCGCUUGAGGGGCUCAAUUUUCGUUUAAAAACACGGCACAAACAUAAUUUUUUUUCAAAAUAAUUUCUGAUCAAAAUAAUGGUGGACUGUAAAUUAAAAAACACAACGGUAAGUCCACAAAGAAAUUAUUACGUUGAAGAAAAUUUGCACAAGUUAUAUAUUAAGUGAAAAAUGAACAGUUAUGUAGUGAUGUCGGUGUGUAAAUCUGUCAUAAAACCCUUACGAUGUUAUUUGUUUCGUUCUUUCAAACAAAGAAGUUUCAGUCUGUUUCAAUUAUAGAGGCAAAAUAAUGCUUUGAAAUUAACGUCACACAUUUAUUUUCUAGGAUAGUGAUCUUUGGGCAGCUAAGAUUGGACUAAAUAUAAUGGAGACGAACGGAAUUUAUCCUAAACAUACUAGUCUGGAAAGAUUAUCCAUCGAAAGUAAAAUUAAUUUGGGAUUACCGAGUCUGUAACUGCAAGUUUAUCUGGACAAUUAAAAGUGAGUGUAAAUUAAACAGGAUUGAUUAGUAAUAUAAAUGUUUAAUUAUUUUUCACCGAAAAAAAACUCUUUGACUCAAUGGGCUUGGUACUUAUUAGUAAUGCAAACUCUGCCGCUUGUUAAAUGUGCCAUCUUGCCAAUUAAGAUAAUCGUGUUUGUGUGGAAAAGAAAUAAUAUUCCACUAAACAAAUUUCCUCACGUUUAGAAAUUCUAAUCAACGUCUAGAUCUAUUUGUCAAGUGAAGAGGAAAUAAAUUUUUUUGGCUGAUUUUUCACGUCUAUUUUAUUCUGAUUUCUUGUAAAAACAAACCAAAAUAAAUUCUUUUUCAAUUACCGAUUAUCGCCUGAUUUCUCUCUCAUACAUAAUUGUUGCUUAUCUUAUGAUAGCCUGCGAGCAAGCUCUAGUCUCCUAUCUGGGCAAGCGAAGUGAACCUCGCGAGAACGCGCGAGCGAGGGGCCUAGGAAAGGAGAGCUUGAAACGAUCUUUCAUAAAUUUUCAUUUCCACCCCGGAAACCCCGGGACUCCGCAAGGCGUGAAAAUGGUCACCGCAAACGUGCCGCAGAUUAGAAAAGUGACAACCGCCUGUCAAGUAAGUUUAGACAGCAGAGGGCGCGUAGAAUUAUUUAUUUAUAAAUCACUUUCGGUACAGCAUCAAAGCAAUGUUUAAUCACUGAUAUGUUUCUUUUUUCUACGGGGACAUCGAACUUCAACGUGUCCGCUCGGAAAAGAACUCACUACUUUGAUUCUCGUUUCGUUUACUUUUGAAAAGUCGUGCAUACUGUAGUGUAGAAGACUACUCCCCAUCGCAAUCACCAACAAAAACUUCAUAUAAUUUGUCCGUGUGGAACUGGCGAAUAGCGUUUUCCUGUACUUGGUUCUCUUGAGGUUUACUCCAGUUGCUUCCAACUCUUUCUCUUUUCCUUCUUUACGGUCAAGCUACACAGCUACACUGUCAAGUACACGUUUCUGAAUUUUUCUACCCAGUAGAAUUCAAUCGGGCGAAGAAACCGAUGUUGGAAGACAGCGCUUGAAUCACUCUUCACUUUCACUCUCCCGGUUUUCAGAACUAAACAAGGCGCUUGACACAAAGGAAUACAACUGAUGAAGGGUUUUCAGUUUCCUUCCACAAGAACUACAAACUCGGUCAAAUUUAUCCUCGGCUUGCAAUAUUCUCUUUGCGAGAAUUACAUCAAAAGAGCCCGUCUGCUUUGAGGGCUGAAACAAGUUCUCGGUACCAAUCUGAUCCCCCUGAGAAACCAACUUUGACACACAGACGAAGCGGGUGCCAGCUUGACCUGUUAUCAGUCAACUUUGAUUUCCGGAACGUCAUUUUUCAGCCAAUGGUAUUUCCCUUCGUCUGGGCGAAGUACAAAUGAAAUUUUAUGAGAGAUCGUUGCAAGCUCUCCUUUCCUCUGCCCCUCGCGGCUUCGCCGCUCGCUCGCGCGUUCUCGAGAGACUCGCUUCACUCGCCCAAAUAGGAGAGCUUGCUCGCGUUCUAAUCUUAUGACAUUGGCAUUGCCAAAGAUUUCAAGUAUUUUUUUUUCUGUUUUUGAAAAGACGAGUAUUUGUCCAACCUUAUCUCAGUUUUGAAUAGAGGGGGGCCCUGGGCAUAGCCUUCUUUUUUGUUUUAAAAUUCAAAUUUUUGUGAUAAAGGACUCAAAAUGUUACUUGAAUAAACGAUUAUCAUCUGAUAUUACAUCCUCUUCUGUAGCUCUUUCUUUCUUCUUUUCUGGAAUCAAAGAUUAUAAGACGGAAUCCAUUAGGAAAUCGAAAAAUUUUAAUAUUCAUUGGACAGAAACCUUGUAGCAGAAUAUUUAAAGCCAUAUAGCAUUCUUUUUUACACUUUUCAAGAGCUAUAAGUGCAAUUAGUUAUCUGUAUUAACACCAACUACAAUUUCCUACAGGAGCCCGAGAAAAUACAUUUCAAAUUUUACAGGAAUUGAGAAAACACAGUCAGGUAAAAUCUUCAUGCGUAAGAUUUCAUUGUGUGAAAUUUGAGACUUUUGAACAUAAAAACAAAGUUUGUUUUCUCUGGCUCACUACUAAACUGUUAAAUAAAUACCUUUUUCUUCGGAGAAUUUUAUUUUUGCAUUGAUUGAAUUAUUUUUUAUUCCGUUCUUUAAAUGACAUGCUUCAACCAAUAGUAUCCAUUUUGGUUCCUUACUUUCAUCAGUUUUAAAGCGCUUAAGAAUUGCUAACAUUUCUGCUCAAAAGAAAAAUGUCUUGAGUGAAAAGCAAGCUUGGUUAUCUGCAUUCUGGAAUAAUCUUAUGACGUCAUUAAUGCUUCUCUCUAUAAUUUUCAUCCUGACUGAGGACAAAAUCACCGUAAGGACUUUGUAUAUUAGCGCGAUAAAGCACGGCAGGCUGUUUUAGAAAAGCCCUGGAUGUCAAACCGACCACUUUUUAAAAAUGUGAUAAAAUCUUGGACAUCGUUAAUUGAAUGAGUAGUAGUGUACAAAAUGGACUUCAUACUUGAUGUCCUGGAAAAUGGUCCUUAAAAUGAAAUUAAAACAACAACAACAAUAAUAACAACAGAAAACAAAGAGUGAUUUGAACAUCAAACCGCCGAAAAUUAAUCAAGCCAUACAGAAAUAGAAGUUAAAAGCAUUAUUUGGCUUGUAAAUUAACGAACGCAAGGGCUUGACUACCCUAACAAGAUAACAAUUUCAGAGCAAAGUGGUUUUGCUUGCGGGACGGACGUGCUACUAAUUAAAUAACAAGCACCACUUUUGGGGGUUUUAUCAACAAAUCUCAUAAGGGAAAAGUAACAUUUACUUAGCAUGAAAAAUAGUUUACGUGGCUUGAUAACGUAACUUUAUUGGCGGAACUAACGUUCGUUUUCAUUCGUAUCCUUUGGAAUGUCAUAUCAAAAUUGUUGCUAUAAACUUGUCAUCACACGGUAUGUAGUAAAUUAUUAAAGACUGCAAAACCUCGUUGACAGGUUCCAACUUAAAGAAGGGGAAAUUUGGUUUUCGUGACUGGUACAUAAUACGAAUUAUUUCAUAUGCGUUCUCAACUUUUUGAUGCUAUUAUUCUCGGUGCUAAUUGCAUUGUUUGUCUCUACAUUUUGCGACAAAUACGUGUUUCAAUAGACCAUUAUAGAGAGUGCUACCGCACAAGUAAUAUUUAAUUUAAUAGAUUUCAAGCGCGGUGCACCUGCAAAGAAGUAUUUAUAAGAAAAUGUUUAAUUUUCCUAACCAAUCUAUGGUCCAGACCGAGAAUUAAGUUUAAGUGUUAUUAUUAGCGUUGAUAAACUUAAGAGGUGGAUGUGUUGAGAUUUAGAAGACACAACUUCUUUACGGUAACUGUGUUUCAGGCACUGUAUUAUCUCUCAGACUGUGCAAUAUUUUCCUUAUUGCCUCUAUAUUUGUCUCUAUACAGGCCGGUACAACUCAAAUUUGAAUAGCGGAAAGGAAUACGGAUUUAUAUUUAAGGAUGAGGAAGGAGACCAUCUUUAUGACGUUCGUAAUUGCAGCAUUCUUCGAUAGUCUGCUAACAAGGUUAGUGUAAAACAAAUAUAACGCACGGAAACAUAUACGGUGGUUUAGAAAUUUCCUAUAAAGAAUCCCUGGUACAUAGAUUUGAGUAGUAGUUCCCGAAGACUUUUUAUUGAUAUGUUUGCUAUUGUAUAAGCAGCAUAACAUGAUCAUUGCAAUGCACAGUGAUUUUCGUUGGUUUUAUAAGAAGAACAGCAGGCCUACUUUCCGACGGAAGAUGUCCAAGCGGUUUCAAAACAACGAGCUUUUCUUGAUUAAUGUUUGAAGAACUCGUUUAUGGCGAGUCAGCUUAGCAAUUAUCUCGAGAUUAUCGUUAAAAAAGAAACAGAGCAGGCAAGAAAAGAAUCGUCGCUGGCCUUGUCUCGAAAAAGAUUCUCAUGCACAGGCUGUUACUUGGUGUUGAGAGUCUAGCUUCGUUUACUCGUACCUUAGACGUGUGAAAUUAUGCUGCAAGACAGUCAGCGUAAAAUUACGGUGAAAAAUAAUUUUUCCAAGACAAGCCAGUUAGAAUUGAGCUCUGGAUCAAGUUUCGGUGGUUUCGAAUUUAAAGCUAAAGAUGAUCAUGAGUAAAGAAAAUCUUUCAGGAAUCACGACAUUGUCUUGAGGAGCGUCUGUUGAACAGUGUUAACGAGAUAACUGACUGCAGAACAUUUCAGAAUGGCUCAUUAACUACCAAUAAAAUAGCUAACCAAUGUGGCGGUACCUUAAGAAGAAAGGCGAAAAGCAAAGAUUGUUUUCAUUUUAUGUUUUAAGUGGUCAUAAAAAUCCAACUGCUGCCUAUUAAAAUACUUCAAAUUGGUAGACUUUAUAACUAAAACACAUACCGCCGACAUAUAACAGUAAACCACAAGACGAAUCAAUCACUUACUACCGGAACAGCUGUUUUAAGACACAUAAGGCAAAUUAAGGUUAUAAUACGCAGGAAAUGAUAACUUAAAGAAAUUUCUAGAAACACAGCACCAUGCAAAGACUAGCACUCAUAUGAACGACAUCUCCAAGUUUGAUAUACAUGUAAAGUCAAGGCGGAAAAUAUAGUCUUUGUAAUAACUGUAUAUAAAUUUUAGCACAAUAACACUUAAACAAAGUUUACUUGCAUACCAACUAAGAAGUAAUCGCAAAGACAAAACUAUUUCCAGUUCUCAUUUUGUCGAUAACAUUGUUGAAAGUUUACAUUGUUUGAUAGACAUCAAGACUCCUUUCUUACCAGCUGUGGUAAUAUUAUUUAAACUUUACUCCUUCAGAUCAGAACCAAGAAUUACUCAUUAUUGCUGCUGAUUGCCAUGGUUCAAACCAAUGUCUCACAAAAUUGUGAGUUACCAACAAGUACCCACCAGAAAAAACUGAAAAAGAACCGAGCUUCCGAGCAAACAAGGAUUGUUUCGACAUUUUUUUUAAAGGGAACGACGGACGACACAGCUUAAAACAGUUAACCUUGCUUUUUUUCUUUCCCUCGUAUUUGUUCCUCGUUGGCAAUAUUUAGAAAAAGUAAUGUUUCAUUGCUGGAAAUAUAGAGGAGCGAGGGAACGAGCAUGAGGAGGGGGUUAAUAAAAACUGGGAAUAAAAAACCUCAGUUAAACCCUAACCACUGUCAUUAGUAACCCCAUUACCCACUCUCUGUUUAAUGUUCCUAUUUUUCAUUUUCCAGUUUCCCGUUCCCCAUUCCCUGUUUUGUUACAACCCUUGGCUGGUCCUAUAUCUGGCGACAAUAUGCCUCUAAAGUGUGUCUUGAAAUAAACUCAUCUGCGUCUUAAACGCCGUAAAAUUAAUUAGCGUGAAAUUUUUCUCAGCACUCCGGGUAUAGCGAGCUCCUGCUAAAGAACUGUUAGGCUCCAUUAUUUUAAUUUUACUAUCCGAAAAAACAAAAUGAAGCAUGCGUAUAUAUUUUUUAAAGAAAAAACAAUUUGCGAGCAACAGAACAUUCUCUUUACACACAGCACUACCUCUGGGCUCAUUGAAAGACGACGACGCAGGGAUUUAAAUCGUACUAUUCCUACAAGCAGCUCAAGAAAAGGUGAGUUUCUAAUCGUUGAAAGAGUAAAAUAUUAACUGAUUAAAAAACCAUCUCAGCGACGUUUCCAAAUUUUGUAAAUGGUUGCAUCUGAGCAUGCACACUGAUUACGAUUCAACAAUAGAUGGGGUUCAGCCAUCUAAAUUGAGGUAAUUUUUCUGCAGAUUGUAAAUUGAGCUAUCACUGACAAAAUGAACGCAACUCAUUGACGAGGAUAUUGCUGUUUUAGGUCAAAUCUGUGUUGACGUCAUUACCUAGUGCCUUAACCCAUACACAAAAUGCUCCUCUAGAGUUAUGAAGAAAAUAUCAAACAAAUUUCAUCAGGGAGCAUUAACCAUAAUACUUUUUGGUUACUUUUUUAGGCAUCGGCCCUCAACUUAAUUUGUCAAUUUUCAUUUCAUGUCCAUCCUCCCCAUCCGUGGUAAAAGAUGACGACAGGAAAAGUUUCAGUGCCUGAAAUAUUUUCUAAAUUUAAUACAAAACUGGACCAAUGUUUUUAAAAUCAAACUGACGCAGAGACAAUUUUUAGCUUUUUAAAAAGAUAGCAAAUAAAGCAAGUAAAGCUCCUUUAAUAUAAAGUGCAGUCAAUUGUCUUUGCUGGUAAACAAUAAGAGUUAAACGUAUUCAUGGUUUCUGCUAGUAUUGAAAUAUAAUAAACUUAUUAUUUUAGCAUUGCCUGAUGACUCCUACGCCAAGGUUUCAAAGUUAAUUAACAAAAGACUGAAACAUUACGACAAAAACGUUCGUCCAAAUGAUACAGGUAAUGAAAUCAUUUUGUUCAUGCAAUCUCACAAUAAAAAUCUGCAGCAUUCUUAUCCAAAGGUCCUCGUUGCUUUGUCCAGCCUCCCUGGUAAUUGAGUUUCUUAGGUACAUCAUACAUGGUAAUUAUAACGUAUCGUAAUAGAGUUCUUUCUGUUUUCUUUACCUACUAACUGUUGUCGCUUUGCUUGCUUAUGGUAUCUUUGAUAAAUUGAAUUAUUUGGCUGACAUGAGUAACUAGGCUGAGUAAAAGCGACAGCGACAAGUAAGGACGACAGAUCGAAAGAACUAUAUCACGGUACAUUAUGAUUACCAUAUAUAUAAAGUACCUACUAUUUAUUACCGACCACUAAUCCAGGAGAAUGCGGACUCUGAGCAUGCAAUUACAACACAAGUCUAAAUUUUUGUAAAAUUAUCUAGAAGGGUGAAUUUUAGCCGGGGAGAACGCUUUUUUGGGGCCCAUCAAAUGAAGGAUUUUUAACAUGAAUACAAAGCACACACGCGCAGUUUUGUUUGGAUGAUUCCUUACAUCACCUCCUUUUGGAAUUGAAAAACGUUUCCCCUUUGCUGCAAAAAAUUCAGCGUAUUAAUUUAAAAAUCGUGGAAACAAAGUAAGAUUAUCAAGACUUUUAUAGUUACGCUUCCCACCGAGCGAUCUUUUUUUCUUCCAGGAAAACCUGUGGAAGUUCUUAUCGAAUUCAAGCUUAUGGCCUUUGGGAAAAUACGAGAAGAAGAAAUGGCAAGUAUCCUUGUCUAUUAGAUGUAGACUGCGUUGCAGACGUUAAACAGGGAAAGGGGAAGGCUGGAAUAUUGACCCUCGGGAAGGCCCUCGGGAUGACCCUUUCCUCCUCUCGCGCCUUUCGCCCUCCCGAAAUCCCAAAUACGAGAAGAAGAAAUGGCAAGUAUCCUUGUCUAUUAGAUGUAGACUGUGUUGCGGGCGUUGAAAGGGGAAAGGGUAAGGCUGGAAUAUGGGCAAUCGGGAUGGCCCUUGGGAUGACCAUUUCCUCCCCUUGCGCUUCUCGCCCGCCCGAAAUCUCCUUCCCCUUCCUUUUUGAACGCCCGCAACUCAGGCUAUUUCACGUAUACAUCUUCUGCUGCCCUUUUUCAAGUUAUCGAUGCGACUACUUAGGGAGAAAUUCCGUAAUGACUAAUGUGAAUUAUGGAUUCAAUGAUCUUAGGACUACACGAUAGAUAUAUUCUUUAGACAAUGGUGGACGGACCCAAGACUCGCCCAUGGACAGGAAAAGGUGUUCAAUGCUGCUCUCGAUCCGACCAAGCUUGGUAAAGGGAUAUGGACUCCUGAUACCUACUUUAGAAACGUCAAGUCUUCUAAUUAUCAUUCCGUUAGUCGAGAAAACAUGCGGCUUAGAAUAUUCAGUGAUGGGAGAAUUUAUUAUAGCGCAAGGUAAGAGGUAAAGCCAGUGCUAAUCUGAAAUGAAACGGUGAAAUGUUCCGGGGGGAGGUAGUGUUUGGUCAUCUCAAAAAUUGUGGUUUUGUUUUGUUUUUUUACGUAUACUAAACUUCUAAGAAGCAAUCACUGUCAGGACUAUUCGGCAAAAUAUGAAGUUUUUUAAAAACUAGUUCAAAUGAGCAAAAAAGAAAUUGUGAUCUCAAAGGUCGUUAAAAAAAUUUCGUUCAAAGAAAUUGUUAGAGAGAAUCUCCCCUAUAACUGAAAAUUUCUGUUACGUUGUUCUCUUUAUCCUACUCGAACCACUGAUUUAUUGAUUUCAUUUGUUUAUAUUUAUUUCAGAAUCACUCUAACAGCACAGUGUGAUAUGGACCUGAGGAUGUUUCCUUUAGACACUCAACAAUGUUACCUCAUAAUAGAAAGUUGUACGUAGCCAGAUGUUAAUUUUGCACUUUAUUUUUACAGUCUUGCCUUUUUAAUAUCUUAGUCAAUGAAGGCCUGAGCCUGUAAAGUUAACUGAAAUAAUACCAAGACUGGGGAACAAGAUUCUAUGAAGAAACAAAACAAAACAAAAAAACAGUAUAAGUCGUCAGCUUGUCAACCGGCGCUGAGCUUGUGAAAACGAGCAACACUACACGUAUGAUUGGUCAAAAAAGCACGGAAAUUUAUAUCAGAAAUACUUGUGAAGGCAAAACCACAAUGGCAAACCAGUGAGGGUCAGCAGGAUCUUUAGUAGACCUGGAUUAGUAAAAUCUUGAGUACCAAAUUUUAAAAUUAAAUCAGUAAACUGGUCCUUACGGCAGGAAGAAUGAUAGAAAAAAUAAAUAAACAAAACACAAAUAAAAAUAAAAAUAAAGUGGUGAAUCAUAUAAUUCACCACCUUAUUUUUGUUUUCUCUCUUUAUUUUUUCUCUCUCUCUUCCUGCCGUAAGGAUCGGUUUACUGUUUUAAACUUGGAAAUUUAGCCAAUCACACAGCAUAGCGUUACCUUGCUCCUAACGUCCUCCUCUUUUCUGACAGGACAUGCUCCCUAAAUUUGUUUGCAUUGUAGAUGCCUAUACAGUAGAUGAUGUCGUGUAUAACUGGAAAACGAAAGGUCCUAAUGCAAUUGAAGUUUUUGCCACUGAAUUGGCUCAAUAUGACCUUUUGGAUGUUGUUACAUCAAAAAAGGCGUCAACCAACAGCAAAGGUAAAGAUUAUUCAAUGUGGUUGUGUAAAGGUCGACUUAAAUGUUUCGGGUAAGUGCCUAGGAAUUUUUAAUCCAUUGGACGUAUAAGCACGAGAAAGUACGGGUACACGCACGAAUUGUUUUACGUAUAAUGUAGAUCCAGACCCCGUAACAAGGAUCACACACUUCAGGUCCAGGUUUCACACAAUACAUCAAUUCUAUGUUAUUGCCUGUGCCUCAUGCACAAAACUAUACAUACACAACUUUUCCCAAUUAAAUGAGCCAAUCAUGCACAAGAUUUGUCUUUGAAACUAACCGUAAAUGCUUUAAGCCUUCUUGAUAACCAUAGAAGGAUGAUCUGCGUAUAGGGGUAUAAGGAGCUUUUAAAAUAAGAUUAACUUCAAAACAAAUUUAAACAUUGCGCACAAGAACACUCCUUUAAAAAAAUGCUUGGAUUCGGCUCCCUUUCGCGAUACUCAUUGUCUAUUUGACUGAUUUUUAUUUUCAGGUUCCUUUGACAGUUUAAAAGCAACCUUCACCCUCAAGCGACGAACGACAUACUUCAUUUUCCAGCUCUACAUUCCUUCAGCGUUUGUUGUCUUCCUCUCAUGGCUCAGCUUUUGGAUAGACCGUCAUGCAGUUCCGGCUCGAAUUUCCCUGGUGAUCACGUGCAUUCUGAGCACUAUGUUUCUAUUUGAGUCAACUAACUCCAGUCUACCUCGAAUUUCCUAUCUUAAGGCGGUGGACCACUACUUGAUUACGUCGUUCGUGUUCAUCGUAUCUUGUAUGGUUGAAUACGUCUGUGUUUUGAACUUUCCGGAUAAAUCGUCUGCCAUACCUAGGAGUCAAAGCUUUGCGCCGGUAAGUUUAGAUCGCAACCAUUAAACAGUUUGUUACGGUGCUCGACUACUUAGGAACUGAUCUAAACUCUGAACUGUAUUCUUGGACGACGAAAAUGUAAACCCCUUUUCAAAGUGGGUUGAAGCCGGUUGGACGAGAAGCGAUAACCAUAACAGCUCUAGUUAUGAGGAGUUAUUCCGAUUCAUCUCUGCCAUUUUUGAAGUCAAAAACCACUGGGAAAGGUUCGAAUCUCGCUGCAAUUGAUCCUUUUAGGUGCAGAAGUACUAGAGCUUACGUUUAUUUGAGUGUCUUAAGACCUCUAACAGUUCUAAAAAUAAUUCCAAAACAUUUUUUGGUGAAUUUCUGGGGGACAGAAAAAAAGAAACUUACUGAAACCGCCGUUUCACGUUCUCCUUAAAAUCUUGAAUUUAAUUAUUUGGUAGCGCGCAAAGCACUCAUGAUCCAGUGGCGGAUCCAGACCUUCAGAUGAGGGUCUCAAUGGGGUGGUGGCCUCUACGGUUAUCGGCUAAAAUUUUGGCUCUUUUACGGCUAUCGGUUAAUUUUUUUCAGUUACGGUUAACGAAAAAGUUAAAAAUUAACUUCUUUUGUUUCAAAAAAUUAAAUAUUAAUUAACCUGUAUUUUUUUGAAUAAAGGUCUUCAGAUCAUCUCAGGAUUAUCCGUUCCAGAUAGCCUGUGUACGGCCGCCCACUCCACUCAGAAAAUUUCGGAGAAAGGGUGUCUGUGGGGAGGACGCGACUGUACACAGGCUAGUCUCAGACGGAUGAUCCAUUUCUAGCUCUAGUGUGAAAAUGGCCAAUAAAUUCCCGUGUCCAGUGUUUUUAAUGAUAGUGAAGGAAUGUACGGAACGACUGUCUGCCGUUGCCUUGUCCGUAGGCCGCAUUAUUCCGUGCGGCUAAUGCGUUUCGGGUCACGUGGUCCGAGAGAGUUCGCCACCGAAAUGCCUUGACCGAGAUUGCGUGGGAAGACGCUGUACGGGGACUAGGCAUGGCAAUGUCUACCGUAGCGUCAGAGAAAAACAGGGAAAUGUUGUUUAUCGGCAACGUGUUUUACAAACAGUGACAUCUCUGCGUGUUGUUUCAUUAGUGUUUCGAGGGCACGACCUCCGGAAAAUUGCAAAUAUUAAUCCCAAGGAAGAAGCCACACUUUCGCUAUGGAAAAAAUUAGUUCCCCGAGAGAGCGCCGGAAAUGGAACCUAGGUCUUGGUUAAGGCGCUUCGCCUAACGUGCGUACAGAAUCACACUAGCCGGGAAAUAAAAAACGGAACCAUAAGUGAGUUUAGUAUCUUCCUUAAAAGUGGCAAAUCUAGGAAACACUUUCUUUUACGGUUAACUCUUUUUUACCCUAUUUACGGCUAACGGUUAAAAUUUUUCAAUUUUUACGGCUAUCGGCUAAAUUUUUGGCCGUUUUACGCCUAUCGGUUAACCCCAUUGAGACCCUCUCAGAUAAGUUGGGUGGGGGGAACCUUCAGAUGAGGGGGGGGGGGAGGGACAGGCCCUCCGGACCCCUGCCCUGGAUCCGCCACUGUGAUCUCUUCCUGUACAGGGCAAAUGACUUCUAUAGAGCGUUUUCACUCACGUGUCCAGCAUCUAUGCAAAUUUAUUGGAAGAAAAGAAAGUUUUUACAUAAGAAAAGAGUUCAACUCCCACAGGAUUGGUUUGAAACACCAACAUGGCCACCGUUUCAUUGUUUUAAGAAAACGCUCUAUAGAGCUAAGGUGGCCAGCAGCUAUGCAAAUUUAUUGCGACAAAACAAAGGGUUUACAUAAGAGAAGGUGUUCAACUCCCACAGCACUGUUUUGGGACAACAACAUGGCCACUGUUUCUCUGAUUGUUUUGGGAUACUAUUAUGGAAGACGUGACGUCUUGUGAAAAGGCUCUAUUGUCUUGUACUCACUACGGCUACUAGUUUAUUUCCUUAUGCCAAUUUUCUUUAGAACCAAUGUUCGAAUAUCACAAAACUAAAACUAAUACCUUUUUCCCCCAAGCCUCCAACACCGUGUCAAGGAGCGAGUUCUAUCACAGAAAUGAUGGAUCAUCACACAGACUGCAAUAAAGAACGACCAAAUGGUGUUGCUGGAGGUCUGUCGCUUAGAAAAGGAGCUUUUCUCCAUGAAAAUCUUUCGUCGGCAAGAAAAAAGCAGUCAUCUUCUUUGAACCCCUUUAUCGAAGGGUUUCCCAUAAAGCAAUAUCCCCCUCAUUAUAUUGACAAGUACGCGCGCAAGAUAUUUCCGCUUCUCUUUGGACUAUUCAAUAUAAUAUACUGGUCUUACUAUCUACCGCGCCGAUGA